GUAAUUUUUAAGUGUACUAUAAAGCUUUCUUUGCUAUGUAUAUGUAUUUUUUAUUAGCUUAUAUUUUUACGAAACUAUCGGGUUAGUUUGGCUGAACGUAUCAUACCAGCAACUGACUUAUCUGAACAAGUUCCAUGUGUUGGUACAGAAUCAUCAGGAACCGGGAAUAUGAAGUUUAUGUUGAAUGGUGCAUUAACUAUCGGAACAAUGGAUGGUUCAAAUAUUGAAAUCUUCCAAGAAGUUGGUGAAUCAAAUGCAUUUAUAUUUGGUCGUACAAUUGAAGAAGUUAGUUAUUUACGGAAAAUAGGAUAUAAUCCAAUGAAAUAUGUAUCUAACAAUCCAGAACUUCGUCUAUGCUUAGAUCAAAUACGUGAUGGUUAUUUUUGUCCAAAUGAACCAGAUCUAUUUAAAGAUUUAUAUAAUAAAUUAGUAACAGAAGAUAAAUUUAUGGUCUGUGCAGAUUAUGCUGAUUAUAUGCGUGCACAAGCUGAAGUGGAAUCAGCAUACAAGGAUGAAGUAAGAUGGUCUAAAAUGGUUCUUAUGAAUAUUGCUGCAGCUGGAAAAUUCUCCUCUGAUCGUACAGUACGUGAAUAUGCACGUGAUAUUUGGAGAGUAAAACCAAUUAAUAUCAAAGAAUCUAUUAAGCCUAAUUUAGCAAGCAAUAACUGCUGUCAGGAAUCCGAUUUCAGUUGAAUGGAAAAUGGAAAAACGCCACAGACAAAAACAAUCAACACAUUUUAUUCAUGGUAUCUUAAGCGUUUGAUUUGUAUGAAAAAUCGAUUUAUUUUCUUUGUUUUAUUGACAAUAUUUUUGUUUUAGUU
This is a messenger RNA of Schistosoma turkestanicum, 821 nucleotides long. Lineage: Eukaryota; Metazoa; Platyhelminthes; Trematoda; Strigeidida; Schistosomatidae. The record is from the annotation of a GenBank genome assembly.